Plasmodium malariae is the source of this 963-nucleotide messenger RNA. RefSeq names its product fatty acid elongation protein, GNS1/SUR4 family, putative. Gene Ontology annotation, biological process: very long-chain fatty acid biosynthetic process; fatty acid elongation, polyunsaturated fatty acid; sphingolipid biosynthetic process. The record is from RefSeq and is a predicted model, not a curated record. Gene Ontology annotation, molecular function: fatty acid elongase activity. The transcript is spliced from 2 exons. NCBI's taxonomy places the organism in Eukaryota, Apicomplexa, Aconoidasida, Haemosporida, Plasmodiidae. Bases 1 to 963 code for a protein of 320 amino acids. Gene Ontology annotation, cellular component: endoplasmic reticulum membrane.
AUGAUAACGAAUAUUGUAACUAAAACCAAUGAUGCAGGGUACUUCAGAAUUUUGGGAAAUGUCCGAAAUUAUCCAAAAAGACCUAUAUUCAUAAUAGAAGAAGUUUUUCCCUUCCUAGAUUACUUCACAUUCGAAUGGGAGAGGGCGUUUACACCAUUCAGUUUCAUAGAAUUUGUGCAUAACCAGUAUAUGACAUGCCCUAUAGUAGUGAUGAUAUACAUUUUAUUUUGCAAGUAUGGAUGCGCGUUUAUGAAAAAGAGAAAUGCAUUUAACUUAAAAUGGGGUGUAGCAAUAUGGAAUAUAUUCUUAUCUGUUUUUAAUAUAAUAGUAUUAAUAAAAUUAUUACCAGUUUUGUUGUAUAUACUUUAUAAUUAUUCUUUCAAUGGAUUAUUAACGAUACCACCAAUAUAUACAUGUGCAUUUGGACCAGUCGGAGCAUGGACAAUGUUGUUUAUAAUAUCUAAAUAUACAGAAUUAUUUGAUACUGUGUUUUUAAUAUUACGAAAAAAGAAUAUAACUCUAUUACAUUGGUUUCAUCAUGCUACUGUCUUGCUAUAUACAUGGGACACAUACUUUGUAGAACAACCCACUGGAUUUCUUUUCAUUUUUAUUAAUGCACUUGUACAUUUUAUUAUGUACUUUUAUUAUUUCUUAGCUACUAUUUAUAAUAAAGCAUUAAAAUGGAAUAUAUUCGUAACAUGUAUACAGAUUUGUCAGAUGCUCAUAGGCAUCUUAUUAACUAUUUAUUGCUUGUAUAUAACUUUUGUUUAUAAAUAUAAUACUAAUUGGAAUGUAGAACAUGUUAAAACCAUGAAGCAUAAUUUCUCUUUUGAUAAUGGUCAUUAUAUAUCAAGAAAGAACGUCAUAUUUGCCUCCCUUAUGUACCUGUCAUACUUGUACUUGUUUGCAAAGUACUUCUUUGAUAGGUACCUCCAACGGGAUACACGCUCAAAGAGUGCAUGA